AAAAAGUGGGGAGAAGAAAGAACACUGCCCUCAAUGAUAAAAAAACAUUUUGUCAGUCUUCCAUUUUUUUUUUAAAGUGAAGUAUAAGCAAUAGCAUAAUCGCUAAAAGUAACAUGUUUUAAACUUAUUUUAGGCCUCGUUUGAAAGUUUCUUGCUGCUCUUCUCUCUUAUUGUAAUUUUGCUCUUCCUGUAUAUAUUUUCUUCUUCAUUCUUUUUCCUUCUUGUUUAUUUGUGAAGAAACAACGACAUUCCGAGAAUGCCAGCGUAUUUCCAUUUAUUUACUUAUUUAUCGAAAAUUGAUUUUUGGAAUGCACUCAAACUUUAGUUAAAAUUAUUUCUAAAUUGCGUUUAGUGGAUGAUAAUUGAAUGAAUACCCAUCCACGCUGGACAAAAUGGCCUUAAUCGAAAAUUCAUUUUUGAAUGCACCCAAAUUUUAAUUAAAUUAUUCCUAAAUUGCAUGUAGUGGAUCAUAAUUCAAUGAAUACCCAUACACACUGAGAAAAGUGGCCUUAAUCGAAAAUUCAUUUUUGAAUGCACUCAAAUUUUAAUUAACUUAUUUCUGAAUUGUGUGUAUUGGAUGAUAAUUGAAUGAAUACCCAUCCACACUGAGAAUGAUGGCUCUAAUUAUGAAUAAUUUAUCGCAACAAAUAUAGUUAUGCAGUUUCCUCUUGCUCAAACACUUUAAAGAUAAUUUUCAACAGCAGGUAGAGCAGGGAGAAGAGAAAAUGUUACCUAUAUUGACACUGUUUUUAAGUUUCGCAUUUUCCCAUGCACGGACAUGCGAGACGUCAUAUCUGUGCCGAAAUGGAACCAAUGACGGAGGGAAGUCAUUUUUUUCGUAUUUUGCUGGUGAACCUGUUGAAAAUUCAAUCUUAAAUUUGACAGAUGGUUUUUUAAACACCACAGCUUCGAAUCAAGAAGGCUGCGUGACGAAAUGUUUGACCAACGCGACAUGCUUUGCCAUAAACGCAGGACCCCCACAGCACACAUUUGAUGGCCUUAAAGUGACCGACUUUGUGGAAUGUCAUCUGUUUAAAGAAAACAUGUACUCCAACAAGUCAUUAAUCGUUAAAAAAAACGAUUGGAUUCACGUUUCUCUCAAGAACACUGGAUGUGAUAAAGACGGAUGUUUGAAUAAUGGCACAUGCAUUCCUGGGUAUGGAGAUGAUUCGUUUACUUGCGAGUGUCCAAUGUCGCAUUGGGGAGAUUUUUGUGAAAGAAAAAGACCUUUUGCAACUGGCGGAACCGUGACUGGAGCUGCAGAGUAUUGCCACUAUCCUUUCACAUACAAAAACCUUGUGUAUAAAGAGUGCACAAUGGAUGGACCGCCAAGUUUGAGCGCCACAAUGCCUUGGUGUGGUACUACUGCAGAUUCGACUACAUUUGGAUUCUGCACAUACGAUUUUCUACCAGCCUGGAAAUUUACAUUUGAUGAAAGCAAAACAGCAUUGAAAAACACAGGGACAGACCAGUCUGCACAAAGUCUUGCAUCAUACGCCAAAAUCGUCUCCGUACCAGAUCGACCUGGAAAUGUGUUAUACGUAUUCGGUGGAAACGCUGUUAGCUCGUUUUCUGGAAGCAAUAUUGACUUUAAGACUUGCUAUAUAGGUCUCACUCCGUGUUCUAAACUCACGCUAAGUAUUUGGGCGAAGAUGUUACAAAAAGAUUUGGAGGUCCAAAUCGCGUCUUAUCCUGGGGAACAGAUCACGACAGUGCUUCAUGAGCCGAAUAUUGGACCUUCUUUAUGGUACAGUUAUCAAACAAAAAAUUGGACGAUGAACUAUAGAACUCCGUCGACAAAAACCGUUGUGUCUCAUGGUCCGCACAACCCAUACUUCUGGACACAUUUUGGAUUUCAGUACGAUUCGACAACCAUUUGGAUGUAUAUCAAUGGAAAUCUCGUUGCAACAGGAACCAGUGUAUCAGAAUCAAAUUCGGCUCAUCCAGGUGGAUUAAAAUUAUUCAGUCCUACAAAUAUGGCAAAUUCUGUCCCGGGAUAUUAUCUGGUUGACGAUUUUAUGUUCUUUUACGAUCAACUCAUCCCAGUACAGCCUUUAUAUGAGCAAGGUCUUUUGGAAAACAAACUGAAGGCUUUAGAAGAGGAAGAGAGUGAUUAAUGAAGCAUAUUAUAAUAUUAUGGGUAACAUGCACGGAUUUGACGAAUAGCUGCGAAA
Messenger RNA from Hydractinia symbiolongicarpus, 2174 nucleotides. RefSeq lists its product as uncharacterized. Bases 726 to 2117 code for a protein of 463 amino acids. The transcript is spliced from 10 exons. The record is from RefSeq and is a predicted model, not a curated record. Lineage: Eukaryota; Metazoa; Cnidaria; Hydrozoa; Anthoathecata; Hydractiniidae.